Messenger RNA from Sphenostylis stenocarpa, 657 nucleotides. NCBI's taxonomy places the organism in Eukaryota, Viridiplantae, Streptophyta, Magnoliopsida, Fabales, Fabaceae. The record is from the annotation of a GenBank genome assembly.
AUGGACAAGAGAAGUGUGCAUGAUGUUGUACUUGUUGGUGGUUCUUCUAGGAUUCCAAAAGUGCAGCAACUACUGCAGGACUUCUUUGAGAGGAAGGAUCUGUGCAAGAGCAUCAACCUUGAUGAGGCUGUUGCUUACGGUGCAGCUGUGACAGAAGAAUUUGUUACAAUUGCAGAUAACCAACCCGUUGUCUUUAUCCAGGUUUAUGAAGGUGAAAGAACAAGAGCCACUGAUAACAACUUACUAGGUUCUUUUACACUUUAUGGACUUCCUCCAGCUCCUCGUGGUCAUCCCUUUGAUGAGUGCUUCGCCAUAGACGAAAAUGGUAUCCUAUCUGUUUCUGCUGAGGAAAAAACUUCUGGCAAUAAAAACGAGAUUACCAUAACCAAUGAUCAAGGAAAACUGUUCCUUAGGAAGGCUAAAGCAAUGAAUUAUUUGGAUUAUUACAUUUACAAGAUCAGGCAUUUUUCAAAGAAAGGGGAUGUCAGGUCAAAGAUUGGCCGAGAAGAAAAGGAGGAUGUGAAUUCUGCAAUGAUAAGGGCCACAGAUUUACUAGAUGGCAGUAACCAACAAGAUGAUGUAGCAGUGUUUGAGGAUUGCCUGAAUGAGCUAGUAAACCUCUUUGAAUGUGUCAAGGCGACGGAUGAUAUUGAUUAG